This is a messenger RNA of Papaver somniferum (opium poppy), 1713 nucleotides long. RefSeq names its product F-box protein At3g07870-like. The coding region runs from base 1 to 1311 and encodes 436 amino acids. NCBI's taxonomy places the organism in Eukaryota, Viridiplantae, Streptophyta, Magnoliopsida, Ranunculales, Papaveraceae. The record is from RefSeq and is a predicted model, not a curated record. The transcript has 4 exons. Gene Ontology annotation, molecular function: protein binding.
AUGGGGUCUGCUUCAAGCUCUUGGGACCUACCAGCCAAUUCAAUUGAUGAUUCGGUUUAUCUGGAGUUUGUGUUGAAGAAGAAAAGAACCCUGAAGACUCAACUAAAGCUUGAGAGCUCUGUAGAGAAUCUUAACUUGCUGCGGACUGAGUUGAAAAAGGCUGAUUCUGACCUUGUUCUCGUGAAAUCACAAGUUAAGGAUCUUCUCAAUGAGGAUAUCUUCUCUGAAGAAGCAGUUGAUACUAUUGGUCACGAUCUUGAAGGUCUUGGAAUCAGUGAAGCUUCCCAAAAUAUCGAGAUUCUCCCGGAAGAAAUUGUGUUGGAGUUCCUCUACAGGGUUCCAGUUAAGCCUCUAUUGAGAUCCAGUCUCGUCUGCAAGCACUGGUACAAUUCUAUCAAUAAAGAUCCAACCUUUACAUCUUCUCAUUUUAUUGAGUACUCCCAGAAACAUCCCCAUCUCAUCCUUCAUUUUCUCAACAGAAACAAAAACAAUACUAAUACUAAUAAUAGUAAUAGUAAUAAAGUAGAAUAUUUCCACAGCUUCUUCGAUUUGGACAAAGAUAAUAAUAAUCAAUCUGUUUAUAUUGUUGAUUGGAAUCAAAAUUUAGUCACUUAUAUCAAAUCUAAAGUGGAUCUAGUUGGUUAUUGCAAUGGUUUGAUUUGUCUUUCUGAAAGAUGUCCUGUAAUUAGUAAAGUUUGGAUAUGGAAUACUGCUAGGAACGAAUCGCUACUCAUAUUUCCUCCGGUCAAUGACAGUGACUCCGGGGCUUAUGGUGUCGUAAAUUAUGGAUUUGGUUUUGAUUCUAUAACAAAGGAAUAUAAGGUUGUAUACAUUACUUAUUCAGCGACAGUUCGUUCCUUUAAGUGCCUUGUUCUUACAUUAGGACGGGGAACUAUCUCGUGGAGUGAGGUCGUGGCUCCAGAGGUUGUGGUAUCUAGGUGCUUUAAAUCAGCUGUAUAUACUUCUCAUAACGGAGCAUCAACUCUUUCUUGGAGGACAGCUGAUAUUAACGUGCUGCUCUCUUUUGACCUCCAUGACGAGACAUUUAAUGUAAUUCGAGUCCCAGUAGAGUGUGAAAGCACUAAAGAUGAGUAUCCAUUAGUUGAGCUUGUGGAAGUCAGGGGAUUUUUAGGUCUGCUCCGUUUAGAAAGCUUAAUACCGAGGGGUGGUAAUAGUAGGAGUACUGGCGAUCGUUAUCAUCCUGUACAUGAAGAAAGUAAUACUUGGAAAAUGGUCCAUUUGUAUAUAUUACAAGACAAAGUCAACCAACAAGGGUCUUCAGUUUUUCAAUCUACACAAGAAACAUCUUAAGGUGGUAGAGUCUCUCGCUGCGCAUGUUUCAGUAAAUAAUCAGGGCCCUGAAUCAGUUUCUUCUCAAGAUUUCCGGCUAACCUAUCAUGUUGAGAACCUAUGUUCUUUGCAAUCCUUAUUGCCUCAAUCAGCAUACAGAUCAGACUCAACUUGUAUACAUCAAAUUUUAAAGCAACAUUACAGUGUUGUUCGAAGAAACCUGCCAAAGACAGUGGGAGGGUACCUAACUUUGUAUGGUCGAGCACCAAGCAACAUGUACUAUAUCUUUGAGUAGGUUUUCUUACGGUCUAGUUGUUUAUUAUUUAUUCUGUCAAGAUUCACUUCUCUAUUUCUGCUUGAUCUCUGAUGUCAAUGCUCUUAUGUUUGAACCUGGUAUCCAGUGACAUACAAGAUUAUAGUCCA